AUGUAGGACUACCUGAUAGACACCUGAAUGGUGUCGAUGAACUACAUAGGCCUAGUUAGUCUACCACUGGCACUGGCCUUUCGCCAGCUACGCGAGUUCAAUAAUUAGAACAUAAACAAAACAUCUUUACUACAGCUUACACUCAGCUCGUUAGCAUACUUUGAUGAGGACACAUUUGAACAGCGAAUAUAUAACAGCGUUUUGUGGAUUUUCAAGUUUAAGACGGUCAUAUGUCUCAAAUGUAACACAGACUAUGGAUAAAUAAGCUUUUCAAACCACGACAGGAAGAUGUCUUCAAAUUCUGUGCAACCAAUUAUAUUCCUGUCUCAUGGAGCCGGACCUUCUUUUUAUAUAGACGCCUCACAGGCGCCGAUGUUGAAAGGUUUAGACAGAGAUUCCAAGGCUGCAAGAGUUCUGAAAAACUUCGCGUCAGACCAUCAGAUCAAAACUCCCAGGGCUCUGGUUGUUCUGAGUGCACAUUGGAAAGAGGACACUUGCACUAUCAACACUAAGGACAAGCACUCGUUAUUAUACGACUACGGGGGGUUUCCUCCUGAGACAUACAAACUUCAGUGGCCGGUGGUCGGGGAUCUGGAUAUAUCAAGGAGGACCAAAGAACUAUUAGAGGCAAAAGGGAUCGCAUGCAGAGAGGAGACUCAACGAGGACUGGAUCAUGGGGUAUUUGUCCCUUUGAAACUUGUAUUCCCUGAAGCAAAUGUACCAGUCGUUCAAGUGUCACUCCUUAAGGGCUUGGACAUGAAUGAGCACCUGAAGAUUGGCGAGGCACUUUCAGAACUGAGUAAAGAAAAUGUAAUGGUUGUAGGCAGUGGGUUCACUACACAUGGAGGCAUAUCUCCGGCAGGUUUAGAGUGGGCAGAACCGUUCAAAAAAUGGAUACAUGAUGUGUUGUCAAACUCGAAGUACAGCGCUGCCGAGAGGAAACAAAAGUUUCUGGAGUACAAGAAAGUGAAGACAUUUUCAAAGGCCCAUCCUACCGCUAAGCAUUUCAUUCCCAUAGUGAUAUGCUGUGCUGCAAGCGGAUAUCAAGCAGCCGACAUUCUUUUCUCUGAGUUUUCAAUAGGUUGUCUUUUAAAUGACCAUUACAGGUUUCCAGCUAAACAGUGAUAACAUCUGUAUUCUCAUUUAAUGAUUACAUUAAAACAAACGUUAUUCA
Messenger RNA from Ylistrum balloti, 1174 nucleotides. RefSeq lists its product as uncharacterized. Gene Ontology annotation, molecular function: zinc ion binding; ferrous iron binding; oxidoreductase activity, acting on single donors with incorporation of molecular oxygen. The transcript has 3 exons. The coding region runs from base 289 to 1125 and encodes 278 amino acids. The record is from RefSeq and is a predicted model, not a curated record. NCBI's taxonomy places the organism in Eukaryota, Metazoa, Mollusca, Bivalvia, Pectinida, Pectinidae.